Messenger RNA from Lactuca sativa (garden lettuce), 740 nucleotides. The record is from RefSeq and is a predicted model, not a curated record. Lineage: Eukaryota; Viridiplantae; Streptophyta; Magnoliopsida; Asterales; Asteraceae.
AAGAUAAGAGUAAGCCGACUUUCCAAAACCAUCUACAGUUGCCGUCCGAUCAUAAACCCACAGAAACACUCCGACUUGAUAUUAUAUAUAUACUCGCCGCCUUCAGCCUUCUAUACCGGCCAUUCCUCGUUCGAAAAUGGAUUUUACGAUCGCCAAAGCUAAAUCACACUCGAUCUCCUCCACCACAACUCCGCCGGAAACCGAUGAUCUGGGUCAUGGUGCUACAGAUCCGGUAACUACUCAACUCCAACUGGCUCAUUAUCAGUCCGCUGCUUCUCUCGACAAAGAGGCGGUUCUCCGGCGAAUUCGUUACCACAAACGCUUACGCAAACUCAAAUGCACAUUUGAGUCUCUGGUGAAUAAGAGCCCUAGCGAUGGAUACGACAAGUGGUUUGAACCCACCGAUUCAUUCACUUCUCCUUGAAGAUUAAAUACCCCCGCAGAGAUGAUUUGCGUAUGGAAAUACUACACGAUGACUUGAAUGUACGACAAGUACUGCGCAGAGUACAAGGGGGUGUUGCAAAGAGCAGACCUUGGAAGGUUGAGAUUUAAGAAUGGAAGGUGUUUGAACUUUGAAUGCCCUUCAAUCCUGGUAGUAUAUAAUAUUAAUCGAUAAACAUCUGUUUCUUUUUUAGGAAACGUUAGAAUAUUAGUUUAUCGUAUAUUUUUAUUUCUCUUUUUGUAAUUUCCGAAUCUUUUAUACAUCCAUAUUAAUAAAUAAUUAUGUAGUAUUUUCUAAA